GCCUACGCCAAGGAUGGCACAAACGGAUAGAAGCGCGUAUGCCGAUGUAGCCAUCCCGCAAACUGUUGUGCAAACUCCAUCGAAAGAUUGGGAAACUUUUAUGACUCCGGAAGCGGUUCUGAAACAGUAUCCAAGCUCCCUGACGGACUUCGAAAAGCAGGAAAUUUUGAAAUAUCCUGAAAUUUACUAUAUUGGUUUACCACAGAAGAAGAUUCAAGUUGUCGGAGGGCAGGGGCGAUACAAUUAUGGUUUUGAUACUGAGAAGGGAGACUACAAUGCCAUCAUGCAGGACCAUAUCGCUUACCGAUAUGAAAUUCUUGGGAAGCUUGGCAGAGGCAGCUUUGGCCAGGUGUUGAAGUGCACAGAUCACAAGUACAAAGUUCCGCGAGCCAUUAAAAUCAUUCGCAACAAGAAGCAGUUCACCCAGCAGGCCUUCAUUGAGAUUAAUCUGUUGGAGUUCCUGAGAAACAAGGCUGCAGAAGAAGGAGUAGAUUACAACAUUGUGACGAUCUACGAAAGCUUCGAAUUUCGGGGGCAUCUAUGUCUGUCUUUUGCAGUGCAUGACAUCAGCCUGUUCGACAUGCUCAAGAAGAACCAUUUCGAAGGGUUCAACUUGAGCCUUGUCAAGUGCUUUGCCAGACAAGUACUUGUGUCGCUCCAGUUUUUGCACAGAGCGCGUAUUAUCCACGGCGAUUUGAAGCCGGAGAACAUACUACUUCAACAACCUGCUUCUCCGAAAAUCAAGCUAAUUGAUUUUGGAUCCAGUUGUUUCGAGCACGAACGAAUUUAUACUUACAUACAGAGUAGAUUCUAUCGCGCUCCGGAAGUCAUCCUUGGAUUGCCGUAUGACAUGAUGAUUGACGUGUGGAGCUUCGCUUGCAUUCUUGCCGAGUUGUUCACAGGAUAUCCUUUGUUUCCUGGGGAGGACGAAGUGGAACAGCUUGCUUACAUGAUGGAAGUUCUCGGGACCCCGCCGCUAUCCCUCAUCAGUCAAGCAAAACGCAAGAAGAUGUUUUUCGAUUCCGACAACAAGCCGAGGAUCGUUCCAAACUCAUCCGGCACGAGGCACUUCCCAAGCACGAAAGAUCUCAGGAUGGUUGUCGGAUGCAGUGACAAAAGCUUCGUAAACUUCUUGUCAUGCUGCUUGAAGUGGGACAAAGAACAACGCAUGACUCCUCAGCAGUUGCUAAAACACGAGUGGAUCACACAGGUCCAGCCUCUCAACGAGGUCGUGAAAUACGUUCGUCAAAGCUCUAGAAGAAGGUCCUCGAAAUCAACGAAGAAGCCAUCAAUGAAGCAAACGAAGCUGCAGAUCCAUUAGCGUGUAGGCUAGAAUGUGUUUAUCCAGUCCGACUAACUUAAUCAGGGAGGCUUUAAAAGCUGCCCUGGGAAUCGAUCCGUUA
Messenger RNA from Selaginella moellendorffii, 1403 nucleotides. Its product is annotated as dual specificity tyrosine-phosphorylation-regulated kinase 4. The transcript is spliced from 10 exons. Lineage: Eukaryota; Viridiplantae; Streptophyta; Lycopodiopsida; Selaginellales; Selaginellaceae. The record is from RefSeq and is a predicted model, not a curated record. Bases 14 to 1321 code for a protein of 435 amino acids. Gene Ontology annotation, molecular function: ATP binding; protein serine/threonine kinase activity; protein serine/threonine/tyrosine kinase activity. Gene Ontology annotation, biological process: peptidyl-threonine phosphorylation; peptidyl-serine phosphorylation.